AUGGUUUAUUAUUAUAAUCCAAAGCACGUUAAAAAUAAGUAUCCUAAGGGGACAAAGUUAUAUGACGGCCCUUACAUGAUUUCAAGAAAAAUAAGUGAUGUAAAUUUUGAGAUUAAGAAGUGUAAUGGUUAUAAAACCAUUGUCGUACACAUAAAUAAAUUGAAGCAUACAUACCUUGGAAAUUUUUAUGUUUUUAAAACACCCGAAACAAAAUCUAAUUUUGCUUUGAUAAGGAAGGGUGUGAAAAUAGGGGAGUUGACUAGUGAGGCAGCUUCGAAUAAUCAGUGCCUAUUCUGGUAUCUAAGAGACUUAACGCGUGAUUCUAUGCUCAUUGGCAUAUGUUGUUCUGACUCUUGUUGUUUUGUGUUGGUCGUGCGAAAGCCGAUCAGACUCGACGGCCCAGUGAAAACAGGCCAGGGUUGUGCGAAAGCCGACCGACUGACUGACAGGCCCAGUGAAAACAGGCCCUUGGUCUUGCGAAAGCCGAUCAGACUCGACGGCCCAGUGAAAACAGGCCAGGGUUGUGCGAAAGCCGACCGACUGACUGACAGGCCCAGUGAAAACAGGCCCUUGGUCUUGCGAAAGCCGAUCAGACUCGACGGCCCAGUGAAAACAGGCCAGGGUUGUGCGAAAGCCGACCGACUGACAGACAGGCCCAGUGAAAACAGGCCUUGGGUUCUGUGA
Molecule: messenger RNA, 684 nt
Organism: Helobdella robusta
Lineage: Eukaryota; Metazoa; Annelida; Clitellata; Rhynchobdellida; Glossiphoniidae
Exons: 3
Coding region: 1-684 (227 amino acids)
Source: RefSeq, a predicted model, not a curated record